Nezara viridula (southern green stink bug) is the source of this 12792-nucleotide messenger RNA. The record is from the annotation of a GenBank genome assembly. Lineage: Eukaryota; Metazoa; Arthropoda; Insecta; Hemiptera; Pentatomidae.
UUUGCAGGUUAUGGAAAAUGUCAGGUUCCACGUUCAUUCACGCCCUAGUAAUACUUAUGGCUUUUGGACAGUCGAUUGCAUCAAGUCGCUUCAAAGAUCCAGGGAUAUGUGGACGUCCGACAUGCAAAGCUAGGCAAAAGUUUGCCUAUAAAGAGAAAAUGGACUACACAUACAGGUACACCAUGACUACUAAUGUUAAUUUUGAUGGAGCUGGUCCUGAUUCGACCGAACUGCAAUUUGAUUUUGUUUUCAAAUUUCAGUUCAAAAGUAAAUGCGAAGGAAUAUUAAAGAUCGAAAGCGCACAAAUCGAAUACGGUUCAGAUGGAAACAACACUAUGGUACCUCAUGAAAAUGUAAAAAUAUUAACAAAAAAUAUUUUAAGAUUUUAUUACGAUGACGGAACCAUACCGGAAAUCUGCCCCGAAGAGGAGGAUCCAUUAUGGGUUGUAAACAUUAAAAGAGGAUUGUUGACAAUAAUGCAAAAUACAAUGGAUAGAUUUGACAUAGAUCAAGGUGUAAUGGAGAGAGAUGUCAAUGGGGACUGUUUUGCCGGAUAUUUCUUCAGGGAAGUGAACGGUACCACGUUGGUUAUUGAUAAAAAAAUAGACGUCAACUCAUGCACAAACAGAUACCAAAUAUAUUCCAUUGUCCCUAUGACUCCUUACGUGUUUCAAAAGAAAUAUCACAAGUGGACCCCAAUGAACUCGUCCAUUUUCUGCAGUCAACACAUCGAUCACAAAAUUUUGACAAUAAUUAAUUGCCAAGAACGCCAUGAGUAUCAGCCUUUCUACAAUCAGACAAACGGUGCUAAGACGGCUGCUAGGAGCGAGAUCGUACUCAUUUCCGAAACACCGACUACUCUUCCAGACCAAGAAUUGAUAAAAAACCUAGGAGCUGUUGCCGUUCGGGAUAACUUACUAUUUGACCACCGUAGGGCUUUGAAAACAAACAAUGACAACCUUAUUAUGUGCAAGAAGCUACUAGUAUCCCUUUGUGAUAUUAACACGAUGGAAUUUCAACCGAAAUAUACCGAAUAUUUUACAAAGUUUAUUCACGUGGCAAGAGAUUUGUCACUACCUACACUUGGGCAACUUUUUUAUGAAUCAAACUACAUUUGUGAGUCUGGAAGGAUGCACAUGCUAGAUGCCUUGCCUUACAUCAGAAGCAGGGCUUCAACAAAGAUUAUGACAGAUAUAAUUACGGACGGAACUACAAACAAUGCCACUAUUACUGAAUGGCUAUUCAUAAUGGCUUUCGUCCCUAGGCCUGAUGCUGAAACCAUAGAUGCUGUGGCGAAAUUAGUACUAUCAGCAAACUGGACAGCACCCGCUGCUCUCACAGUUUCAACAAUGAUACACAACUUCUGUCAAAGAAGCAAGAAUUGCAAUAAACAGGAGUCGGUCGUUAAAGUUAUGGAAAAACUUGAAGAUGUAACAAGUGAAUCCUGUGGAUCUCAUAAUCAUAAUGAGAAGGUAUACAGCGCUCUCAAAGCUAUUGGUAACGCAGGUGUCGCAACGGAUACCUUAAACCUGACGCUUCAGGACUGUAUUAAGAAUCCUUCAAUGCCUACCGAUGUAAAAAUUUUAUCAAUUGAAGCACACAGGCGAUUACCAUGUGAAACCAACCGAGAAUUUCUUCUUGAUCUUUUUAAAAAUCGUUCGGCCGAAGGUGAAGUAAGAAUAUCUGCCUACCUUCAGAUCAUGCGGUGUCCAACAUAUGCUAUUUUAAAAGCAAUUAAGACAACCUUAGAAAGCGAAGAAUUCAACCAGGUUGGUUCAUUCGUGUGGAGUCAUUUGAAGACAACCAUGAAAUCAUCAUUUCCGAAUCGUGUAGAGGUACAAGCAAUGCUUGAAGAUGAACAUUUCAAUGAUAAGUUCGACAAAGAUUUUAGAAAAUACUCAAGAAAUUACGAAAGUUCAUUCUACCUCAAUCAGUACGGAGUGGGUGGAUUCAUGGAAACUAACAUAUUGUUUUCACGUAAAUCAUUUAUUCCAAAAAUAGUCAAUUUUAAUAUCACCAUAAACCUGUUUGGAGAAACCUUAAAUAUUUGUGAGGUGACAUUCUUUAUCCAAGGAAUGGAUGCAGUUGCGGAAAAGAUAUUCAAUAACAAUGCGCUAUUCAAUAAAGAGUUAUUUGAAAAAGCGUUAAAACUUGUCCGUAUUAUAAGAAAUUCGCCAAAUCCAAUACAGGCUCUUAUUGACGAACUUCCGUAUUUUCCAGCUAUCGAUGAUAUUAAGAUUUCAGUUUCAUUGAAAAUGUUUGGUAAUGAAUUGAGCUAUUCCCAGAUAGUUGGUAUUGAUCAAUUUCUAGAAGAAUUGAAAAAGCUUAAUCCUAUGAGGAUCAUACGAAAUUUCUUCAGUGGGCAGGAAAUCAGUUUUAAAACAUCAUCUAUGCUGGUGGAUAUAUAUUAUGUUACGCCAAUGAUGAUCGGGCUUCCUCUAAGGCUCAAUUCAAUUGGUACCGCGACGAUAAAGAUUGACGCCAAAGGCCUCAUCAAUGCAACUAAAUUCUCUUCCGAUAAGGAAUUAUUCCUGAAAGGCAAGUUAGUACCUAGUAUAGGUUUGAGCUUAAAAGCUGCCAUGGAGGUGGAUGCAUUCGUCGCAACAACAGGAAUCAAGUUCAAGGGUACAGUGUAUACAUCAACAGCCCUCGAAGGAAGCUUUGUAACAAAGAAGAAUCUGACGUUUGUACAAACCACAUUCAAUUUGCCUCUUGAAAAGUCCGACAUCGUUCAUGCUGAGACGCACCUGAUACUGAUAGUAAACGACGAUGAGAGGGAAUUGGCUGGAAUCACUGCCGGUCGAGAGGAGAAACGAAUGUGUUCCUGGUCUAUAAUAGACGAGACGAUUGGCUUGAAGUUGUGUGCCCAUACCUUACUGCCUAAUAAAGAGCAACUUCUCAAGUCUCCCUUAUUCCUCUUCAGUGGACCGCUAAAACUCGGAGUGACAUUAGAGAAGUCUGACCCGACAGCGAAAUUAUAUAUUGUGGAAUACAAGUUGGAUAAUGUUAACAAUAAAACUGUGCUGAUGUUUAAAUUUGAUACACCAGGAUCAAAUACAAAAAGAGCAAUGACCGCCAUGAUAGAUCUUGAUCCACAAACUCAAAACCUGACUUUAGCCUACAAAUCAAGCUUGAGUCAAGUGCAAGCUGAAGGUUAUUAUAGAAACACACCAAGUGAAAAACUCAUCAACUUUGGCUUGGAUAUUAACGGGGUAAAACACAUAGAUAUUCAAAUUGGAGUUAAUAUUACAGAAGAAAAAUAUGGAAAUACUUAUCACCCAAGGUUAUUGUUUGCUAUUAAUAACAAACGUAUUGUUUCAUUAUCAGGUUCCAUUUCUUGGGUAAAAAAGAAAGGUUUAUCUCAGUGUCAUAUAGAAUUAGAUUUUCAAACGCAACGCUUUGCAACUGUCAUAUCAGGUUAUGGAAGAUUGAGUGAGGUAUCUUUUGCGACGAAUAUUAAAAUGGAUUAUAAAUUCGGGACAGGUUCCAUAGAAACCGUUAAAAUUGAACUCAAACUCGACAACAGGUCUACCAAAUUCCUGACAAAUUAUACAACACAGUUGCAGCUUGAAUCUACCGCUUAUCCGGAAAUUAACUUUAUUCUAUCAGUAAAAUUUCAGAAAGCUCAAAGUCAUGUCGAUUGCCGACUCAACAUGCUGACAAAUCCAUACAUUAAAGAUGACAAGCAAAAACUUAGGGUUCGUUGGGACUUGCAACAAUUUAAGGCAUUUGCUAUUAACAAACUUAACACUUCCUUAGAAAUCAUAAAGCCAAACAGUGGAAUUGACAUUAAGCUGGGAUUCAUUAAACAAAAUACUCCAAAUAAUUCCACCUCCAAGGUGAUUGUCAGAUACGCAACAGGUAAAGAAAUAAUUUUGACAUUCGAUUUGAACAUUCCUCAUGGAUCAUUGUUCUAUUUCGAAAACAAGAUAAAAGUAUUAUUAAUGCCAUCUAAGGAGCAAAUGUCAGUUUGUGUAAAGAUAUUUGAAAAAUCUCCCAAUGAUUACGACGUCGAAUUUGCUGGCGUUUGGUUCAGCGGUCAUAAUUUAACUGUCCGUGGGAUGUUACAAGACCAAUCUGAUCCAUAUGUAUCCAGUUACAAUUUCAAAAUUUUAGCGAGGUCUCAACUAUUUAACGAUCUGCUGCUGUCAGGAAAAUAUUUGAAUAGAGAAGAAGAAAUCAAAACUGAUCUUCAGGCAGAGCACAACAACAUAAAUUAUGGUCUGGGAUUCCGUCAUUUGUCAGAAAUUAUUGGAGUGUAUGAAACGUUUGCCGAAAUCAAAUACGACACUGCGGUUUAUUCAUUUUCUAAUUUCUUGGAUCUUAUCAAAAGAAGGACAGUCUUAGAGCUUCAUCUCGACCAAUAUCGAGACGUCCACAUUUCUAUUCACGGAAUUACAAAUAAAACCAUUUUGGAUGCUGGACUGGAUGUGAAGUGGGAUGCCAACAGAGACCCUUCACAGAAACUUACCGCUAUUCUAUUGUCAAAUUCUUAUGGAAAUUUGAAUUAUGAUGGGAAGUGCAUAAUUGAAUACCCAGGACGGUUGAUAACGUCAUAUUUCAACAUGGAGCAUAAACUUGUUGAUUAUUCCUUAUUUGCAAAAGUUCAGUGGAGCCAAAAAGACAUUAUUGUUUCGGUUUUCAAAGGUAUAUAUGAUAUGGAUGAAAACAGAUUCGCUAAAAUAGAAGGCAAAGUAGAAACGCCAUUUACAAAUUGGGAGCAUACAUCACUAGUUUAUCAAAUUAAGUUUGAUCCACAGCUGAUGAAAUCAAACGGUACCGUAAUAUGGAAAACAGACCAGAAAUUUGAUAUGGAAGUUUCCUAUCGAUAUAAUUUCACAACUGAUAACAACUUCAUAGUCUUCAUCAGUGAAAUUAACAGUACUAUACCAGAAGUCAACUCCAUGAAAGGAAUUUUAAAAUAUGCCCAAAUAGAAAAUAAAUUUGUGACUGAAUUAAUAAUCCAGCCAAGUCCUGCUAAUAAAUUCGCAGUUGAACUUCUGGGUGAGAAGAUGUACGCCACUGAUUACUCUUACUAUCAUGCAUUUUUUGGUAUAUUAACACCAUUCGAGACCAUGAGAGCUGCGACCAUUAAUGCUGGAUUGUAUCUUUACCCGAUGAAAAGGUUCAAAGGAAACAUACAGUUCACUGGAGAUGGAAAGAAAUAUGUAACAACAGUCGACGGUUCUUUUCAUGUAUUGAAAGAAAGUAAACUGAACUUUCACAUCAAUACACCUUUUGAGAAGUACACACUUAUAACUGGAAGGUAUGCUUUCUCUGCAAGCAACAAACGUUUCUUUUUAGACCUGAAAGGCCCCACAGUUUCAGCUGGUGCCGAUAUCAUUUACGUAUAUAAUAACUUUUCUAAUUUUGAUCUAAAACUGAAAGCCCAUGCUUCUGUUUCCUUAGUCAGCCUCCUCAUAGUAGGAAAAAGAGACUUGGACACUAUUGAUGUGAGGAUCGGAUGGAACACACUACUUGUUGGUUUUAUUGGACGGUCACACUACAUAGCAUGGCAUGACGUGGACUAUAGUUUACAACUGUUUACACCCUUUGAAGGAUACAACAAAGGUUCCGCUAUAGCUAAAUUAAUUUAUAAUGACAAGCUAGAUCUGGAGACGUACGUCAAUUUGGGUGAAAAAAAGAUUGGUUUAAAAGUUCAAGCUAUGAAAAAACCAGAUCCUGAAUUCGCAGUUCCUUUCAGUGAAGAUGUUUCAUCUCGAAAAUUGAUAAGUGGAGACAAAUACAUCGAACCCUUUAAUUAUGAUGAGAUAGAGUAUGGUAACACCUACUGGAGAGGAGUGUUUCAAUUUGAUUCAACACUUUAUCCAACGGUACACGGCAUCGUACAGGUUAACGACGAUGGUGUAGAAUACUACACCAUAUCGUAUUUAAGUUUCCCGUUUGGCCAAGUGAAAAUAACGGAUACAUUGAAAUAUACUGAUUUGCUGAAUUUAAAAAAUUUUAUGAACGUAAUCACAACUUGCAACUGUUUGGAUAAUGGUGAGGUCAGUUUCUCUAUUGGAGGUACAUUGGGAAGGAAUAUACAAGCAACUUUAGAGGCAUCUGCAAAGGUUUAUAAUACUUCAUACAAGGGAGAAUUAGAAACUGACUACUUAUAUAUUCCAGUUAGCGAAGAGAACAAAUCUGAGGGCUUCUAUAAUAUAACUGCACGGGCUAAAACACCUUUCAGGAAACUUGCACAUGCAUAUACUAACGUCCUUUUGAAAGCCGAAAGUCCAAUAUAUGUAGGAAAUUUGACUGUGGAAAUGAACAACUCUACGGUCUACGUCGAUGGGACACUAGAGAACGAUGGAACUAUAUUCACUAUGGAUGUGGGAGCAAAAAUUAACACUACAAUCUUCAAACUACCUAUGUGUCGAUUAAUGCUUAGCAAAGAUUUCACAGAUUUUGAAAAGGAACUGAAAGUUGGGCUGGCUUUACCCAAUGAAAGAGGAGAUUCCCUUGUACAUUAUGGAAUAGCUUUAGCUUGGCAUUAUGAUGGACCACAGUACUUGAAAUAUGUUUUGUCUAUAUUAACACCAUACCCCUCAAUUGGAACAAUCAAAACUAGUGUGUCUUAUUCUAGUGAUCCAUCAUUCGAAGAAUACUUCUUGGAGAUAUAUGUUAAAUAUUCUAAGUUGAAUGAAAUAACUGCAUGGAGUUCAGUGAAAAAACAGAUGUUCAAUUUCCAUGUCCUUUCUACUUCUGAAUUAAUCAGAAACAUUAGCAUCAAUGGAGUCCUAAAAAACAAAGGAGGUGUUCGUAGUUUAGAUGCAGUCUUGAGCUGGGACAAAGAAUACAGGAUGCUUGGAUGGGCUACAGUGAAUUCUAAAAAACCUUUUAUGGUUGAAAUCAAACUCUAUAAAACAGCAACUAAUACAGAAGUUUUUGGUCUCUCUCUCAGUGUUCAUAAGAAAGAUAAUCGGUAUGACAUAAACUCACUGAUACAGAGAUUUGAUCACAGAAUUAAUAUCUUAUGUGAUUAUGUCAUAAUAGAUAAUAUUGGAAAACUUCUUCAUGUAAUGUUAUCAAGCACAUACCCAGGGUAUGAAAAAUUUGUUUUGUACUCUGAGUUUCUAAGUAAAGACAGUGAAACAAUGGUUACUCAAGUAAAUGGAGAAGUACAAUCUAAAUGGAUUACUACUCAAGCCCAAGUGAAUCUUAAUGUAUCAUUAGAGGAAGAUAUUGGAAUAAUAAGACUUAAUCUGUUCAACAAAAAUAUUUCGGCAGAUGGACAAAUCUCAUGGGUGAAUAAAGCUUUGGAACACCUUGCCUUCGAUAUCUCAGGAAUGGUAAAAUACUUUGAUAUGCCAAGAACAAUAAAUGCACAUAUUCACAUGUGGAACUUUGAUAGUGAAUUCCAAGAAAUGUCUCUGGCCAGUGAUGUUGAUUAUAACUCCAAAGAAUGGUGGCUGACGGCAAAUGCUACAUUGCUCUGGCCAGUGUGGAAUGAUUUGGAAUUUGUCUCGCAUGCUAUCUUACCACAUAAAACAGAAGAUCAUCACAUUACCUUAGCGAAACUCUAUUAUGAUAAAAAAAUGGCUUAUAACACAUUAUUGUUGAAGUACAGCGCAAAUCCAAAAAGUUUCAACUUUCAUUCAUUAAUCGAGGUGGUGAUUGAACCUGAGACUAUGCAUGGUACGGUACUGAUGCAAACUGGAAAACACAGAAUAUAUGAUCAUCUAAUAACAGUUUCUACCGGAAAUCAAUACGACAUACGCAAUGUUCUUCAGUCGACAAAUUUAAAAGAAGAUUUGACAGUUGCUGUACUUUAUGGAAAGACUGACAAGCAUAAAGUUGAUUUGACAGUUUACUAUCCAGAACCAGUUCCUUACGUCAGAAUGCAUACAGAAUUUUCAGCAUUGAAUAAUCUGUUUGCUACAAUGAACUGCACAACACCAUUUAAAGCAUUUCCUCAUGUUCGAGUGUUUUUGAAACUAAUCACAACCAGGCCAUUUUACCAACGGUACAUUGAAGUGUUUUGGGCUAAUCAAAGUGCACAACUUAAUUAUACUCAUGCUUCUACCUGGGAAAAAGCGGUGCAGAUAACUGAUGGAAAUGUCCUGAUAGAUUUCCCACUUACCAGUCGUCACACGGGACUUCUCAACUACAAAUAUGAAAGUACAGAUUCCGAUGCUAAAGGUCGUUCGAGUCUCUCUUAUAACAAAGAGGUCAUAAUGAGCGGAAAUUAUUCAAGAAAGACGACUUUUACAGACAGGAGCAAAAAUGAAGUCAUUAACAUAAGCGUCAACAACAGUUAUUUACCUACUGGUAUAAUUUAUAUAAAUGAUUACCGUCAAAAGGGACCUCAAAAGUUAUUUCCGAACAGGGAUCUAAAAAGGAUUGAGCUGUAUAAGCUGAGCAACGUCAGUACAUUCAAUAUCACUGGAGAAAUAGAGGUUAAAAAAAAUGUCUUGGAAAGAAAUGUUACUUUCAGAAUUAUCCAUGCAAAGAGAAAGGUGGUACUCGACACGAUAUAUGAUGGAAAAAAUGUAUUCAUUUCAACAGCAAAUUUUACUUUGAGACCUAGCAUCUGGGGGGCUUGUGGAUUUAAUGUCUAUACAAAGGAACUAAUUCCGGGUAAGACUAUUGAAUUUAUCAUUGCGUACCCAAGGAGAUACUUUUCACUAAAGGGUAACUACGAAUACACCGACGAUCUUCUGACAACUGAAAUCACCUUGCUCCCUAACAGAAACAAAAGUCCAACUCAAAUUACUGGAGGAGUCUACUACAUCAGGGAUCCAGAUGAGAACAGUCAAAAUAUUUCUUUCAUUCUGGCUCACCCCUCCUUCCACAAAAAUCUAACCCUUAUUGCAAGACACAUGAAAUCGGAUAAGUUCCCAUUAAAAUUCGACUUAGACUUCGAAUAUUCCUCAGAUAUUAACAAAAAGCUUACAUUUAAUUCUUUUGUCGAAAACAAAACUACGACUCCUAUUAUACAUUACGAAUACAACGCCCACGGAGAUCAUCCAGCAUCAAGGUUAAGGCUUACUUCAUUUGGAUACCUUAAGCUCUCAAACAAAAUGGUUGACUUCAGAGAGAAUGUUACCUACAAAAGAUCGUACGUCCCAUUGUCAUUUUGGUUCAAUGGUCUAAAAGUAGACGUAAACCACAAAAUGUUCGAACUUGAGAGAAACUCCUUAAGAGAACUUUCUUACGUUUAUGGAAAGUACAGCAAAGACAAAACUAAACACAUAAUAAAUGGAGUACUCCUGAAUGGAAAAGACACUAAAAUAUCUGGAGAAUACAUGCUGGAUAUCGCCAAUAGUUUGACCGAACUCGACGUCAACUUGACUGCAGAUGCAUCGGAGAAGCUAAGUAUGAAAGGAAGCCACAGAGAAAGUCGUCAUUCAGUACUUGACAUAUGGAGAAGUUACGACGAUCUAUUCGUAUCAGACUUGCACUUUUCAACAAAUCUGAAUCACUCAAGAUUGCUUACGUCAUACUUGAUAUGGCGUCCUGAAAUUCAGUCGGAUAUCGUGGAUUUAAUACUCAAUAUUACGAAUUACAUAAUGAAUUAUGCGACCGAGACAACAAAUUUUUGGACAAACUAUUUCAAAACUGAAAUAUACGAUUCGACAAUGGAUAUUUGGUUCGAUGCUAAACCAAUUAUUCAAGAUUUUCUAGACGAUAUCCGGGAUGUUAGCGACCUUCAAGAGGAUAUAGCUAUAUUCAAAAAAAUAUUCAUGCAAUCCUACGAGGAAAAUGAGUUCUACAUGCAAGAUAUAUACAAAAUGUACUUGGAUCUUGAACAAGAGAUGUCUUUCAAAGAUAGGAUGUCACAUGUCCCCAAGAUAGUUAACGAGUUGUGGGAAGUUAUGGGAGAAACAGGUGAAACAAUAAGGCAAUCUAUACUGUGGUUUGUCGAAUCGAUCAAAAAAGUAUACAAUAAGGUUGCUGAAUUCGUGAGGGGUCUGAUUACAGGAGAGACUAUAGACAAGAUUUCCGAAUAUUUGCAGAAAAUCGCUGGGAAGUAUGACAAGAUGAUACGUGAGCUGCACAUAUCAUUUUUGCAUUACGUAGAACAGCUAUGGACAGACACAGUGAACAUAAUUUAUAAUUACUGGACAAAAACACUGAAAGUUAUCGAGCCUACGUUCAUCCAGUUCGCUCACCACACUGAAACUGUGUUUUGGGAAGGCAGUAAAAAAAUUUUAGAGUUCUUGUAUGCACGGCAAUCUGAACUGCUCAGUAGCCCUGUAUUUAUGAAAAAUAAGAACUUCACGAAGAAUCUCGACGUUUUCUAUGAGGACAUUACAAAUAAUGAUUUCCUCACGAACUUGAAAAAGUAUACAAAAAUGUUGAUCGACUUAAUAAGGGAACAAUACUUUUCUGCCGUUCCAUUUGGCUAUGAACUAAAUGAGAUUGGUUCAGAAAUAGUUGGAGAAAUGAAAGAGUUGUACAAACUUCCAUUUUUGAACUUCACAAUAGACCUCACAAGAGAGGUUUACAAUAAGACGAGAUGGAUCUAUAAUUAUUUCAACAUUAAUGAUAAACUUCAACGAGUCGUUCCUGUACUCUAUAAUGUCAUCACAGACUAUUCCCACACGGCAUUAGAAAACGAAUUAAUAAAUCAUGGAGCCCGUACCAAGUUCGUUUUUGAACCGGACAGAGGAAAAAUAAUAUUGGAGCAAAAGUUACCGAUGCCCUGGCACGCCUUCAAUGAAACACCAAAUUACGAGGAAAUCAUGGAGUACAAAAUCUUAAAAAAGGUACAAAGAUUUAUUUCGCCGUCUAACAACUCGUUUUGGACAUAUUACUACAAGUUGGCACCGUUGCUAGAACCAUCCAAAUGGUUUCCCCCAUUCAGUGGACAAGCCAUUAUCAUCAGUGGUGUCCAUUUUGUUACUUUUGAUGGCAACCACGUAGAAACUUUUGAUGAUUGCUCUUACCUCUUGGCCAGAGAUUUCGUCCAGAACACCUUCUCACUUGUUUUAAAACAUGAAUUUUCGAAUAAUAUUUUGAUUUUGAUCACAAAGGAUGCUGUCAUCAAUGUCAACCUUCAGAAGCAAAUUGUAAGCUUGGAAAAUCGUGAUAGUUUUUUCCUGCCACUGCAAAUAGGAGAUACUUUUAUAUACGCCGAAGAAGGAAUAGUGACAAUUCAAAACAAAAAUGGUAUCAAACUCCACUGUAACUUCAAAUAUGAAGUUUGCCUGUUCGAAUUGUCAGGUUGGUAUUUUGGUAAAACCGCAGGACUCUUGGGAACUGUGGAUAACGAACCAAAAACUGACUUUUACGCUUCGGAUGGAAGAUUAAAAACCAACUCGAGAGAAUUUAUCGAAAGCUGGAAAAUAGGCAACUGUAUGAGAAUCAAAGAAGUUACGAAUUUCUCAAACAUGAUGAAAGAUAACAUAACCGGUACUGAAAUAUGCCAGGCACUGUUCCAUGCAAAAUCUUCUUCAUUUUCAUCAUGCUACCCAGUCAUAAAUCCACAGCCAUUCUUCAGGAUAUGCCAUAACAAAUUACCUAACAGGUACAAAGACGGAAUCUGUACAUCAGCUUACGCCUACAUCCAGGCUUGCAAGGAGAAAUUCGUACCUCUAAAAAUGCCAACUUCCUGCGUUCUUUGCCCAUUGUUAUACGGUGAUAUCAUUCAAGAGGGAGACUUCACUAGGCUAGAAAGUGAUCUAGUUCCUCAGUCGACUGAUGUGGUUUUUAUUAUGGAAGCGAAGGAGUGCAACCAAUACAUGAGGGAUAGAAGAAUGGUUCAUACAUUUGCCACAAUAUUAGCCAAAGAGCUUUCAAAUGUUGGAAUCGCUAAAAACAGAUAUGCCGUGGUCACGUAUGGUGGAGAUGGUGUGUUCGAUCAGCCCCAUAACAUAGUGGUAAAAAACCAAGUCUUUACCAACGAGAAUGAUUUACCAAACUAUUUUGAGAAAAUAGUCUCAGGUAAUGGAAACACAGACAUCUUCAACGCUCUUAGGUACGCAACAAAACUCCAGUACAGAGCCGGUGUUUCUAAAACGUUCAUUCUUAUUCCAUGUUCUGACUGUGAUCUCGCCAACAUGACGAUUGAAUAUAACGUGUUGAACCAAGCGUUUUUAGAACAGAACAUCACACUUCAUGUACUCAUGAACGCCGAUUUCGAUUUUGAAAAGUUGAGAGUCAACAAAAUGUUCUAUGGUCUAGAUUCUGAAAGAGCGUUUACAAAGAGUGACUUCAAGGUGAUGAAAGGGGAUAUGGAUCUAAGGAGGCAAAUCAAACUUACCAAAUCCAUGAUGGGUUAUUGUACAACAUUGGCAUUAGAAACGAAUGGAACCAUAUUCACGGGGAAAAGGAUGGGAAGUGAAAAUUUAGCCCUUGUGAAAAAGUUUUCUAGUGUCUUCGCCAGAAGGAUAGCAGCCUCUGCACAGCCAGACUCUUGCCAGCACUGCGAGUGUAUGGCGAACUCUGAAGGAAUAGAUUUUGUUGAUUGUAUUCCCUGCGCCAUACCUGUACCGGCAUAUACGGACUUCGACUUCCAAGAAAACGGAACACUCUCAUUUUGGCAAGCGUUUGAACCAGAUAACUUUUAACAAAUCAACUAAUCGCUUCAGUACCAAGAUAAUCUAACAUUUUACUUAAAUAUAUAUUAUAUUUUCGAAAACAUGAUUGAAAUUAUCAUAGAACAUAUAUUUCCUAUUUGUCUAGGAGAGGUGAAAAACCAGUGUAAAUAUUAGUUAUUUUUAAAUUUGUAUAGUUGAAUUAUAUUUAGAUUUUUUUUUUAGAAUAUAAGGUAUUCAUAAUUUUAAAUCUGAACCAUGUAUAUAACAUUUUAAAUAUGAGUUUAAUUUAUUAAAUAAAGUGCAU